Plectropomus leopardus (leopard coralgrouper) is the source of this 4842-nucleotide messenger RNA. RefSeq names its product plasmanylethanolamine desaturase 1a (gene peds1a). NCBI's taxonomy places the organism in Eukaryota, Metazoa, Chordata, Actinopteri, Perciformes, Serranidae. The record is from RefSeq and is a predicted model, not a curated record. Gene Ontology annotation, molecular function: oxidoreductase activity.
UAAGAGCCGUGCCACAAAGCUGCACGUAUUGCACGUAAACACUUGCGAAAGUAAUAAUUCUCCCUGACAAGCUGACAGCGGUGCACGGCCGGCUGCAGCGGCUGGAAACAUAUGAAAUAGGUCUGUGUGUCAGCGCAGCUCCGUCCGUGUAUUUCCGGGUGGCGCGAGCCUGCUCCGGUACGUCCCAGCUAGCAUCAGUCGGUUCAGCCUCCGCUCUCCGUCCAGCCACAACAACAGACACCGGAGGCCGGGACACACACAAAAACAGCCAGUUACUGACCGAGACACACAAAAUUGAUGUCUGAUAGCUGAAAGCCAAAGCGGGGGGCAGCAGGGCGGGCAGCGGGCAGGAGUUAUGGCGGCGUCGCUUCUCUCCGAGACCGACAUCAGGCACCGGUCCAUGGCGGAGGAGGAUCCGAACGGGAAUGAGCACGGGGCGGCUGCACACAGCGCGGCGCCUCGCUGGGGACCGCAGCACGCCGGGGCCCGACAGCUAGCAAGGCUCUACUCUCCCGGUAAGCGGCUCCAGGAGUGGGUGUGUGUGAUUCUGUGCCUCUUCCUUUUCAUCAUCAACUUCUCCUUCCUCCUCCUGCACUUCUCCACCGUUCACAUCUACAAGAUCAUCGUUGGCAUUGUCCUAGGAAUCGUGACGGCAGACUUUGCAUCGGGGAUGGUGCACUGGGGGGCGGACACUUGGGGAUCUGUGGACAUCCCUGUUAUUGGCAAGGCAUUUAUUCGUCCAUUCAGGGAGCACCACAUCGAUCCAACCGCCAUCACUCGUCACGACUUCAUUGAAACCAAUGGCGACAACUGUAUGAUCCCCAUCCUCCCACUGGCUCACAUGGCCUACAAGUUCCUCACAUACACACCAGAGGCCUUGGCGGCGUCCUAUCCCUGGGACUGCUACGUCUUUGCCCUGGCGGUUUUUGUGACGCUGACCAAUCAGAUUCAUAAGUGGAGCCACUCCUACUUCGGCCUCCCGCGCUGGGUCACGCUGCUCCAGGAUUGGCAUCUGGUGUUGCCACGGAAACAUCACCGCAUCCACCACGUCUCACCGCACGAGACAUACUACUGCAUUACUACAGGUUGGUGUAACUAUCCACUGGACCAGCUGGGCUUUUGGAGGCGGAUGGAGCAGUUGAUCAAACGACUCACAGGGCAGAAACCACGAUCAGAUGACAUGGCGUGGGCCAAGAAGACCGACAGAUAAACACACAGACACACGGACGGAUGGACACACAGAUGGGUUUGCAGAUGCAAUCACAUAGAAAAAGGGAUGGAUGGAAACACACACACACACACACACACACACACACACAUAUUACUCAUGUCUCUGUGCUUCUUGCUUUUUUUGCUAAAGAGCAAACAUUCAAAGAAACUGUGUUAGCAAAAAUAAUCAACGAUGGUUGGAGUGAUUUCUGUAUGUGCUGGAGUCUGUAGUUUAACGAGCUUUGAACGUACGAGGCGAAAACAUCACUAGGUGAUAAUUCUGCUGUAACAACCAAUCAGCUUGUAGUCCUGAUUAACCAAUGAGGUGUGGCGGUGUUGUGUGUAGGUGUAGGAGGUUUCUGGAGGUUGGGCUCUCCAGGAGUGACACCGCGCUGCCUGUUGCAGGCAGCUUCUUACACCACACACACAUGCACGUGCGCACACAUACACACCUGCACACUAACACUGAAAGUCAAAUGUUCCGUCUUUGUCUCUCCUGAUUUCUUCUUGUCCGUUUUUUUUUUGUUGUUGUUGUUGUUAUUUUUUGUCCCUAACCCGUCCUUUAAACAUCACCACCCUCUUUAAAUUGUCACGGGUGCUUCUACACACAAGAAGGUGAAAAUCUAAUGAUUGUGUGUUUUAGAUGAAACAUUCAGACAGUUUUAACUCCCUGUUUUUGUGCCUGUGCUCAAUGAUCUCCACAGGCAAGAUUUAAGGAGGGCAAACAUGUAAAAAAAAAAAGGUUUGAUAAAAUACAUACCGUAGCUUUUAUAAUAACUUACAGCACUAAUAUACGUCAGCAGUUGAGUUGCAAACGCAGACUGACUCAUGCAACCAAGUCAUGUCCAGUAGUUCUUUGUUUGAAACUUUUUCUGUUCAUCCUACGCGUGCUCUGAAAAGCAGGCCAUUUUUUUGUAGCUUUAGGAAUACGCUUCUGUUUGUUCAAAAGCUCCUAAAUGAGCAUAUUUACUGCAUAAAAACUAAUCAGUAACAUUGUAUGACUCAUCUGAUUAUAAGGAGGCUUAAUCAGAAGCUGCAUUUCACUUUUGAUUUAUUUGACAUUUUAAAAGAAAUAUAUAAAAGGUCAUAUGUACAUUGCACCAAUUGAUAUAUAUUUAAAUGACACAAAGUUAAAUGUUUUAGAAAAGAAGAAUUUAAACUUUCUGCACUUUUGUGCAAAUUAAAAAGGCAGCCAGGCUUCAUCUCUUUAGAAAAUGCAUUUUCAGCAAGAAGGUGUUUAAGAAGGUUAAAGGGAUAGUUCAGAUUUUAUAAAGCUGGGUUGUUUGAGGCAUUUAUCGAUAGUCUGUUUAUUACCUACAGUAGAUGUUUGUCUGCACACCCCCAGUGAAUAUGGACACAGAAGCUCAGUGAUUUACUGCUUUGGAGGAGUCAGCAACAAACUUUUUUUUUUUUUAUUUUAACAAUCUUAAAAAAUCAGUAUCAGUUGCAGUGUACACUAUAUUUAGAAUAUUUUAACCACUUUAAUUUACCAUCAGACAGGGAUAUCUUUUUUGUAUGUUUGUUUAUUUGUUUGUUUUUAUCAGCAAAUUGUGAGGACAUAAACUACACAUAAAUCAAGAAACAAAAACUUAAAAGUAUGGUUACUCGUAACAGUACAUAUCAUCAGACAGGGAUUUCUGAUGGGCAGCUGAGGCCGUCAAAUCUCUCUUCUCAAAGCCAGACUAACCAAUCGAGGCAGCAGUAGACUAGCAGCUCCUGUGUCCAGCAGACCAAAAUUAUUGUUUUCGUCAAUUAAGUGGUGGAUGAGACGGGAGCAUAGACGGGGAGCUGAAGCUAAGAGCUCGCCCGUUAGAAAAGGCUGUCUGACAGAAAGGUAAAGCAGUGAAAAACUCUCAAAGUAGCGUGCAGUCUUUUGUAGGUAUUUUUUCAAGUGGUUAAAAUAUGUUUUGCUGUUGCCCGCCAUCAACAGCAGUACAUUGCUUAGCUUUUGUAUCAGCACUCCAGCCUGCUUUUCCAAACUUGGGGUAUGCCGAGUGACAUCUACUGCGAUACCUUGAUUAUGGAUAAGUACCUCGUACAACCCCACUUCAAAAGAUCCCGACUAUCCCUUCAAGGCAGGCUAGCCCGGCUCUGUCUAAGGUAAUAAAAUCCACCUACCAGCACCUCUAAAGCUCGCUGAUAUACACAUUAUAUCUUGUUUUAUUUUAUCUGUACAAACUAAAUAUUUUGUAACCUUCGAACAGAGCUAGGCUAGCUGUUUUACCCUGUUUCCAGCCUUUGUGCUAAGCUAAUGUAGUCGGCGUACACUCAUGAGAGUUAUUUCAAUCUUCUCACCAACUCUCAGCAAAGAAAGUACGGAUUUCCCAAAAUUAUUUCUUUCUGCAGUGCAUGUCAUCAACAUACAGAAAAACUAAAAUGAAAUGGAAAAAGUCUGGCAUGAAAGUUUGGAUGUCAUGUUGAUGUUCAUCUAAAAACAUGAGUCUCUUUUCUCCAUUUCAACAUAAAGUGGCUGAGACGGAGGCAGAACCUUCUUGGCGUCAGUGGUUUUUUCCUACUGUACUCGUGCAACGCCUGCAGACAGAAAUCUAUCCAGCACAAGUUCACUCUCUUAGAGCAUGCUGUCGGCUGCCCUAAAGGCUAUAAGAUGAAUCCCAGGUAGUUAACAUUACAUUUUUGACACUACACUGGACGUCUUCUUGACACAUUCUGCAUCACUAGAACAUCUUUAUUCAGAAAAGCCAAACCACAGCCCAAAGCACUUUUCAUCAUGUUAAUUCUUAGGAAAGCUUGAAUAUCUUUUUUUUUUUUGCUAUUUAUUUUCAUAACAAAUCUUAUAAUAGCAAAAAUCUCAAUUCACUGCUGCGUUCACAUCUCAGAUCCUCCUGUAAGACAAAAAAAUCUCAUCAGCAGUUCUGCAACAUGCUAAUUGGUGCCGCUGUCUGCCCCACUGUGCUGCAUAUUUGACUGCAAUUGUAAAUACCAAACACACAACAACAACAAAUGUGUAACAAACCUCAAAACUUAAAUCAGAGAGAUUCAUUAAAGAAAUGCAUGACAACAUUUUUACAUCAGUUUGUGUCAGCUGACGUGGAAAGAGGAGCAAAUAGGAGAUUUUUUUUUUUAAAUUACACUCAAGACAAAAAUUAUUUUUCAGUAAAAAAAAGCUGGUUACCAAGUUGCUUAUCGUGUCUCCAGUAUCUCUGAUUUUUGUUUAUGUUCCAUACAAAAACACAUGCACUUUAGUUGGCUGUUACUAACUCUGUACUAGAGAGUCUAGCUGCUUGACUUGUAGUUUAAUUCUAGGCUGGAAAUCCCUCCAGUCACAGGAGGUCAAUAACAACAGCACUUUAUUGUUUUACUGUCUGAAAAGAUGUCCUGCAAGCACUCGUCCUCUCAUUAUUACACAGAUUCAAUCACACAUCUCACUUGUAUGCACGCACACGCGCAACAAAUCUCCUGAAUGCAGUCAUACACAAACAGACAAACACACACACACGCUCUCUCUCACAUUGUGUUUUCUCUGGCUUUAUAAUUUUCUAUUUUUUUAUUAACGGAUCAAGCCUUGUAAAGUUAAAUUUUGACGUUCCAUUUCGCAGCUCAACGCUCGCUGCUCGUCUUGCCUUAAUGUUUUUAUCUGCUCUUUGAUUUAAAUAAAGGUUUAUGAACUCAAAA